Molecule: messenger RNA, 7498 nt
Organism: Dipodomys ordii (Ord's kangaroo rat)
Lineage: Eukaryota; Metazoa; Chordata; Mammalia; Rodentia; Heteromyidae
Gene: Kat6b
Product: K(lysine) acetyltransferase 6B
Exons: 18
Coding region: 590-5914 (1774 amino acids)
Biological process (GO): regulation of DNA-templated transcription; nucleosome assembly
Cellular component (GO): nucleosome; MOZ/MORF histone acetyltransferase complex
Molecular function (GO): histone acetyltransferase activity; DNA binding
Source: RefSeq, a predicted model, not a curated record
ACGGGUGGCUUUAAGUGUCCGCAGUCUCGUCCAAUGGAGCAGCGCUGGGGCGGGGCCGUGGCUCGGGUUUAAUGAGACUCCAUUGGGCUGUAAUCAGUGUCAUGUCGGAUUCAUGUCAACGACAACAACAGGGGGACACAAAAUGGCGGCGGCUUAGCUCCUACCCCUGGCGGCGGCGGCAGCGGUGGCGGAGGCGGCGGUACCUCCUCCAGGCGGCAGCUGCGGUUUCUUUCUCAGGCAGCGGCAGCGCCCCCGGCAGGCGUGGUGGUGGUGGCGCGCGUCCAGAUUGGCCUGAAGACCUGGACAAUCUUCAUUUUUGUUAUGGACUGUUUUUAAAGUGUGUGGAGUUCGAGUUCCGGUCUCCCAGUUAAAGAUGUUCUUCACUUGAAUGCAAUCUGUCCUGUUGGUAAAAUAAGAGAGCUAUCAACAUUGCCUUUUUGUCCUCUUUUAAAUAUCUUAAAGAUGGAUGUUUGUAAGAUGUUCCUUAAUGUGGUCUGCCUAUUUGUUGAAUUGUAACUGACUUUCAAGUUCUGUUAAAUACAAAGAAAACCUCUAUGGGUAACUUUUGUGUUGAAGUCACUUGUCAACCAUGGUAAAACUUGCAAACCCACUUUAUACAGAGUGGAUUCUUGAAGCUAUACAGAAAAUAAAAAAGCAAAAGCAAAGGCCUUCUGAAGAGAGAAUCUGCCAUGCAGUCAGCACAUCCCAUGGGUUGGAUAAGAAGACAGUCUCUGAACAGCUGGAACUCAGUGUUCAGGAUGGCUCAGUUCUCAAAGUCACCAAUAAAGGCCUUGCUUCAUACAAGGACCCAGACAACCCUGGGCGGUUUUCAUCAGUUAAACCAGGCACUUUUCCUAAGUCAACCAAGGGGUCUAGAGGAUCAUGUAAUGAUCUCCGCAAUGUAGAUUGGAAUAAACUUUUAAGGAGAGCAAUUGAAGGACUGGAGGAGCCAAAUGGCUCCUCCUUGAAGAACAUAGAGAAGUAUCUGAGGAGCCAAAAUGAUCUCACAAGUACCACCAACAACCCAGCCUUUCAGCAGCGGCUGCGACUGGGGGCCAAACGUGCCGUGAACAAUGGGAGAUUGCUGAAAGAUGGACCACAGUACAGGGUCAAUUAUGGGAGCCUAGAUGGCAAAGGAGCACUCCAGUAUCCCAGUGCUUUCCCGUCCUCACUCCCACCUGUCAGCCUUUUACCCCAUGAGAAAGACCAGCCCCGUGCAGAUCCCAUUCCAAUAUGUAGCUUCUGUUUGGGGACUAAAGAAUCAAAUCGUGAAAAGAAACCAGAAGAACUCCUGUCUUGUGCAGAUUGUGGCAGUAGUGGACAUCCAUCCUGUUUGAAGUUUUGUCCUGAGCUAACAACAAACGUGAAAGCCUUAAGGUGGCAGUGCAUUGAAUGCAAGACAUGCAGUGCGUGUAGAAUCCAGGGCAAAAAUGCGGAUAAUAUGCUUUUUUGUGACUCUUGUGAUAGAGGAUUCCAUAUGGAGUGCUGUGACCCACCACUUUCCAGAAUGCCAAAAGGGAUGUGGAUUUGCCAAGUCUGCAGACCAAAGAAAAAGGGAAGAAAACUACUUCAUGAGAAAGCUGCACAAAUAAAACGACGUUAUGCAAAACCCAUUGGACGACCGAAAAAUAAAUUAAAGCAACGAUUGUUGUCUGUAACCAGUGAUGAAGGAUCCAUGAAUGCAUUCACAGGAAGGGGGUCACCUGAUACUGAAAUUAAAAUAAGCAUCAAACAAGAAAGUACAGAUGUAAAUGUGAUUGGAAACAAGGACGUCGUUACUGAAGAGGAUUUGGAUGUUUUUAAGCAAGCCCAGGAACUGUCUUGGGAGAAAAUUGAGUGUGAAAGUGGAGUGGAAGACUGUGGUCGGUACCCUUCUGUAAUAGAAUUUGGGAAAUACGAAAUCCAAACCUGGUACUCCUCGCCUUACCCACAGGAAUAUGCAAGAUUACCAAAGCUUUACCUGUGUGAAUUCUGUCUUAAAUAUAUGAGAAGUAAAAAUAUUUUGCUAAGACACUCAAAGAAGUGUGGAUGGUUUCAUCCUCCAGCAAAUGAAAUUUACCGAAGGAAAGACCUUUCAGUAUUCGAGGUUGAUGGGAAUAUGAGCAAAAUUUAUUGCCAAAACCUUUGCUUGUUAGCCAAGCUCUUCCUGGACCACAAAACAUUGUAUUAUGAUGUCGAGCCAUUCCUUUUUUAUGUCCUUACAAAAAAUGAUGAAAAAGGCUGUCAUCUGGUUGGAUACUUCUCUAAGGAAAAGCUUUGCCAGCAGAAGUAUAAUGUCUCCUGCAUAAUGAUCAUGCCCCAGCACCAAAGGCAAGGAUUUGGACGGUUUCUCAUUGAUUUCAGCUAUUUGCUUUCUAGAAGAGAAGGCCAGGCAGGGUCUCCUGAAAAGCCACUCUCUGAUCUGGGCCGUCUCUCCUACCUGGCCUAUUGGAAGAGCGUCAUCUUAGAAUACCUCUAUCACCAUCAUGAGAGGCAUAUUAGCAUCAAGUCAAUUAGCAGAGCCACAGGCAUGUGCCCACAUGACAUCGCAACCACUCUGCAACACCUCCACAUGAUUGACAAGAGGGAUGGCAGGUUUGUAAUCAUUCGAAGGGAAAAGUUGAUACUGGACCACAUGGAAAAGCUGAAAACCUGUUCCCGAGCCAAUGAACUUGAUCCAGAUAGUCUGAGGUGGACCCCAAUUUUAAUUUCUAAUGCUGCAGUUUCUGAAGAAGAGCGGGAAGCUGAAAAGGAGGCUGAGCGACUAAUGGAACAAGCUAGCUGCUGGGAAAAGGAAGAACAAGAAAUUGUGUCAUCUAGAGCCAACAGUAGGCAAUCACCUGCAAAAGUACAAUCGAAAAAUAAAUACUUGAAUUCCCCGGAGAACCGGCCAGUAGCAGGGGAUCGAGGGCAGCUGAUGGAGUUAUCUAAAGAGAGCAGUGAGGAAGAGGAAGAAGAAGAGGAAGAAGAGGAAGAUGACGAGGAGGACGACGACGAAGAAGAGGAAGAAGAGGAGGAAGAAGAAAAUAUUCUAAGCUCUCCCCCACGAUUGACUAAACCACAGUCGGUUGUCAUAAAGAGAAAGAGGCCUUUUGUACUAAAGAAGAAAAGAGGUCGUAAACGCAGGAGGAUCAACAGCAGUGUAACAACCGAGACCAUUUCUGAAACAACAGAAGUACUAAAUGAGCCCUUUGACAACUCAGAUGAGGAGAGGCCAAUGCCACAGCUGGAGCCUACCUGUGAGAUUGAUGUAGAGGAGGAUGGCAGGAGGCCAGUCCUGAGAAAAGCAUUCCAACAUCAGCCUGGGAAGAAAAGACAAACAGAAGAAGAGGAAAGAAAAGACAAUCAUUGUUUUAAGAAUGCUGACCCUUAUAGAAACAAUAUGGAUGAUACUGCAAAUAACUUGAAAGAAGGCAGCAAAGACAAUCCUGAACCUCUAAAGUGCAAACAAGUAUGGCCAAAAGGAACAAAGCGUGGUCUCUCUAAGUGGAGGCAAAACAAAGAGAGGAAGACUGGAUUUAAACUGAAUUUAUACACCCCGCCAGAAACUCCCAUGGAGCCUGAUGACCCAGGAACAGUGGAGGAACAGAAGGAGAUUUCAGAAGACAAAAUCAGUUCUACUCCCGUGGAGACUGAGCAGGAGGUGAAGGAGACUGUGGAACCCCUGCUGCCUCGGGAUGCAAGCCGAAGGGAGGAAACAAAUGAGCCAGAAAGUCCAAAUAAAUCACCAGGUGAAAAGGAGGAGGAAGAUCUUCUCAAACCUGAGGAGGAGGAGGAGGAGGAGGAACAAGAGGAGGAGGAGGAGGAAGAGGAGGAGGAGGAGGAGGAGGAAGGAGGAGGAGGAACUGUAGAAAAAGACCAGGAUGGUGCUAAAAGUGAAGAAAAAGAGGAACCAGAGAUUUCCACAGACAAAGAAGACCCUGUGCACUUGGAUGAUCAUGAAGAGGAGGAGGAGGAAGAUGAAGAACCAUCUCACAAUGAGGAUCACGAUGCAGAUGAUGAAGAUGACAGUCACAUGGAAUCUGCAGGAGUGGACAAGGAAGAUCUCCCAAGAGAAGCCUUCAAAGAAGUGCUGGAAAACCAGGAGGCUUUUUUAGACCUUAGUGUUCAGCCUAGUCAUUCGAGCCCAGAGGUCUUGAUGGACUGUGGCGUUGACAUUGCAGCUUCAUGUAACAGUGAGCCAAAGGAGCUUGCCCCGAACACUGAAAAUGCAGCCGAGUCUGAUGAGGAGCCUCCAGAGGAACAGGCCCAGAAGCAAGACCAAAAGAACAGUGACAAUGCAGAAUCUGAGUUCAAGGAGGGAAACACAGCCACCACAGAAAUUGACUCAGAGACCGUGCAGGCAGUUCAGUCUCUGACCCAGGAAAACAGGGAACAGGAUGACACCUUUCAGGAUUGUGCAGAGACUCAAGAGGCCUGUAGAAGCCUACAGAACUACACUCAUGCAGACCAAAGUCCACAAAUCGCCACCCAGCUGGAUGAUUGCCAACAAUCAGACCAUAGCAGCCCAGUUUCAUCUGUCCAUUCCCAUCCUGGCCAGUCAGUCCGUUCUGUCAGCAGCCCCAGUGUCCCUGCCCUGGAGAGCAGCUAUGCCCAAAUCAGCCCAGAUCAGAGUGCCAUCUCAGUGCCAUCUUUGCAGAACAUGGAAACCAGCCCAAUGAUGGAUGUUCCAUCAGUUUCAGAUCACUCACAACAAGUGGUAGACAGUGGAUUUAGUGACCUGGGCAGUAUUGAGAGUACAACAGAGAACUACGAAAACCCAAGCAGCUAUGAUUCUACUAUGGGUGGCAGCAUUUGUGGAAAUGGCUCUUCACAGAACAGCUGCUCCUAUAGCAACCUCACCUCUAGCAAUCUUACACAGAGCAGCUGUGCCGUCACCCAGCAGAUGUCCAACAUGAGUGGGAGCUGCAGCAUGCUGCAGCAGACAAGCAUCAGCUCUCCCCCAACCUGCAGUGUCAAGUCUCCCCAAGGCUGUGUGGUAGAGAGGCCUCCCAGCAGCAGCCAGCAGCUGGCUCAGUGCAGCAUGGCUGCUAACUUCACCCCGCCCAUGCAGCUGGCCGACAUCCCCGAGGCGGGCAAUGCCAACAUUGGCUUAUAUGAGCGAAUGGGUCAAAGUGAUUUUGGGGCCGGGCACUACCCACAGCCAUCCGCCACCUUCAGCCUUGCCAAACUGCAGCAGUUAACUAAUACACUUAUUGAUCAUUCAUUGCCUUACAGCCAUUCCGCUGCUGUGACUUCCUAUGCAAACAGUGCCUCUUUGUCCACACCAUUAAGUAACACAGGGCUUGUUCAGCUUUCUCAGUCUCCACACUCUGUCCCAGGUGGACCUCAAGCACAAGCUACCAUGACCCCACCCCCUAACCUGACUCCUCCUCCAAUGAAUCUGCCACCGCCUCUUUUGCAGCGGAACAUGGCUGCAUCAAAUCUUGGCAUCUCCCACAGCCAAAGACUGCAAACCCAGAUUGCCAGCAAGGGCCAUGUCUCCAUGAGAACCAAGUCGGCAUCUCUGUCACCAGCAGCUGCCACCCAUCAGUCACAGAUCUAUGGGCGCUCCCAGACGGUAGCCAUGCAGGGUCCUGCACGGACUUUAACAAUGCAAAGAGGCAUGAACAUGAGUGUGAACCUGAUGCCAGCCCCAGCCUACAAUGUCAAUUCUGUGAACGUGAACAUGAAUACCCUCAAUGCCAUGAAUGGGUACAGCAUGUCCCAGCCCAUGAUGAACAGUGGCUACCACAGCAACCACGGCUACAUGAACCAAACGCCCCAGUACCCUAUGCAGAUGCAAAUGGGCAUGAUGGGAACCCAGCCAUACGCCCAGCAGCCAAUGCAGACCCCACCCCACAGUAACAUGAUGUAUACAGCCCCCAGCCAUCACGGCUACAUGAACACGGGCAUGUCCAAGCAAUCUCUCAAUGGGUCCUACAUGAGAAGGUAGACAUCUUAGGCAGUCCGCCAAACCCACUGGGCGUCACUAUUGGACUGAUCUGCACAAAUACCUUUGAAGAGUACGAUUUCAAAACCAGCAAUUGGUGUGAAUGCAAAAACAUUUGUUGGCACCAUUUAUUUAAAAAAAAAAAAAGCUGUAUGCAGCAGAAAGCCUUAUAAAAGUUGUUUUUCUUUUUUUUUUUCCUCUCUCUCUUUCCUUUUCUUUUUUGGUACCUUUGUUUCUGUUACUUUUAUAUAAAAUUCUCUGCAAAAGAAGGCCUCUCCUUGGACUACAAGUUGGAGCAGCCACUUGUGCCUGCCCCGAUUAAACAAUAUGGAUAUCAAGCCCCAAAUUAUCUGUUUUAAUAUUGAGCCUAGAGCUUUUGUUUUUCUCUCCCUGUCCACUCCAUGUAAAUGCCUUUAGCAUUUCAGUUAUUGUAUAUUUUGUUUAAGGAGACACUUCAGCAUGCCGCUAAUGUCUUUGUUAGUGACAGUGCAUUUUGUAGUACUGUACAAGUGUUGUGCUAACAGUAAGCCAUUUCUUAAGUUUUUUGCCUUGAUUAGGGUGCCCUAAUUUGAGGGUUUUAAAAAAAACUAUAUUUUUGUUAAUUAUAAAACUGUAAAGAGCUAUAAAAGCUGUUCCCAUUUGGUUAGUCAAAAGGGUUUAUUGCUAAAUAUUUGGUGUAACGUUGAGACCCUUUUCCAUUUUGGUGACAGAUUUCUUUGGGAAAAAGGCAGCUUUCUGUUUUAUAAAUGCAGACUUCUGUUUAUUGAAUGAAGCAUAUCUCAGUGUUUAUCUGUCAGGUUUUGAAACAUUUCAUAUAUGUCCAAAUACUUGGCAGGAUUUAAAAAAAUAGUGAAUUUGGUGUAAAGUUGCUAUUUUAUGGAAAUGCCUCUAACUUUACAUUUUCAUUCCAUCUGUAGAUUUUUCUAUCUUUAUAAAAUAUUGGAGUUAUUUUUUAAGGAAAAAUAGAGAAGUAGCUUGUGAAUAGCUCAACUAAGCUUACAAAUCGCAUGUACAAAAGCAAAAAAAGUUAUUUGUGUCUGUUUAUAUUGCUUCCUUUUUGUAGCCUUUGUACCUGUACAGGGUGACAGUAAGGGCCAAGCAGGAGAGGCGUAAUCCUUGUAUAAAAUAGGAGCCAGCGACACUCUUGUAUUUAUCUGUUCUCUUUUUAGUCAGUUACUUCAAAAAAAAAAAAAACCAACAAAAACAAAAAAAAGCUGUACAUUUUAACAUAAAAUAAAUUAUGAUGAGCCAUUUUUAGCCUCUGUGUCCUGUCAUAUUAUGAUUGAUAGAGAAUGACCAAUCGAACUGUAUCAUGUGUGUCACAUCUCAGAACACAUACACAUUUGGGGAAAAUAAAUUUAGUGUAAAUUGGACUUACAAGGUUUUCUGAUUUGUUUCUGACUUUGGGGAAGGGGUUGGCAAUAAUUAAGAGUAAUAUCUAAUAAACCAUCACAUAUACCAAAUACCUAUUUAAUAAAUUAAUUUAUAAUGGAUUUUAAUGCUUUUCAUGAAAGUUUAUUUUAUGCUAGUGCAUACUUUCUGUAUGCCAAUCAUUGUCUUUAAAAUAAAGCGAUUUUUUUUCUUUUU